AUGACUCCUAGACAGGUAGAUGAAGCGAUGAAGGACGGGGCUGCUGUGUUUAUGUUGACUGCAUCUAUGGAAGUGAAAGGUAAAGCGAUUACAGAGAAGAUUGGAGAGGUGGCUUACCGUAUUGCGUUGCCACCAAUGUUGGCAAAUUUGCAUGAAGUAUUUCAUGUGUCUCAGUUGAGGAAAUACAUAGCAGAUCCAUCUCAUGUAAUCCAAGUGGAUGACGUACAGGUGAAGGACAAUCUGACAGUUGAGACCUUGCUUGUGAGAAUUGAAGAUCGGAAGCUGAAGCAAUUACGUGGUAAGGAGAUAGCUUUGGUUCGAGUGGCUUGGGGAGGAGCAGCAAGUGGGAAUGUCACCUGGGAACUAGAGAGUAAGAUGAAGGACUCCUAUCAUGAGCUGUUCGCUUAA
Messenger RNA from Vicia villosa (hairy vetch), 408 nucleotides. RefSeq lists its product as uncharacterized. Lineage: Eukaryota; Viridiplantae; Streptophyta; Magnoliopsida; Fabales; Fabaceae. Bases 1 to 408 code for a protein of 135 amino acids. The record is from RefSeq and is a predicted model, not a curated record. The transcript has 2 exons.